Mustela lutreola (European mink) is the source of this 7084-nucleotide messenger RNA. RefSeq names its product interactor of little elongation complex ELL subunit 2 (gene ICE2). The transcript has 14 exons. Lineage: Eukaryota; Metazoa; Chordata; Mammalia; Carnivora; Mustelidae. Bases 337 to 2862 code for a protein of 841 amino acids. Gene Ontology annotation, biological process: snRNA transcription by RNA polymerase II; snRNA transcription by RNA polymerase III; positive regulation of transcription by RNA polymerase III. Gene Ontology annotation, cellular component: transcription elongation factor complex. The record is from RefSeq and is a predicted model, not a curated record.
UUAAAUAAGGCCUUCCGAGGGCGCGCGCGACAGUGAGAGGAGUGGGGUGGAGCGUGUGGAGUGGGGGUCGCGGCCCGGGCCAGAGCCGCCGCGGACCACGAGUGGAUUUUCUGAAAGUUAAGUUACUGGAGUAAGUUAAAUGGAAAAGGGCUCCGACAUCAGCUUCCUGUUCUGCUGCAAAGAAACUGGGGAGUAUUCAUCAGUGUGCUGUAUUCUGUUUUAGGUGUCCCUGUCAGUUGAGGUUGAGUGUAGAUUCUGGAGAAAUUCUGCCUCCGCUGGAGUCUCCACUGCCAGGCAGCAAAAUUGUGAGAUAGAGUGAAGCAGAAACCUAGGAAUAUGAGCUCCAUGAUGGCCAUGGGUGAACCAAGGCUGAACUGGGAUGUUUCCCCCAAAAAUGGCCUUAAGACAUUCUUUUCUCGAGAAAAUUAUAAAGACCAUUCCAUGGCUCCAAGUUUAAAAGAACUAUGUGUUUUAUCUAACAGACGUAUAGGAGAAAAUUUGAAUGCAUCAGCAAGUUCUGUAGAAAAUGAGCCGGCAGUUAGUUCAGCAACUCAAGCAAAGGAAAAAGUUAAAACCACAGUUGGAAUGGUUCUUCUUCCAAAACCAAGAGUUCCUUAUCCUCGUUUCUCUCGUUUCUCACAGAGAGAGCAGAGGAGUUAUGUGGACUUGUUGGUUAAAUACGCAAAAAUUCCUGCAAAUUCCAAAGCUGUUGGAAUAAAUAAAAAUGACUACUUGCAGUACUUGGAUAUGAAAAAACAUGUGAAUGAAGAAGUUACUGAAUUCCUAAAGUUUUUGCAGAAUUCUGCAAAGAAAUGUGCACAGGAUUAUAACAUGCUUUCUGAGGAUGCUCGUCUUUUCACAGAGCAAAUUUUAAGAGCUUGUAUUGAACAAGUGAAAAAGUAUCCAGAGUUCUAUACUCUUCAUGAAGUCACAAGCUUAAUGGGAUUCUUCCCAUUCAGAAUAGAAAUGGGAUUAAAGUUAGAAAAAACUCUUCUCGCAUUGGGCAGUGUAAAAUAUGUGAAAACUGUAUUUCCCUCAAUGCCUGUGAAGUUGCAGCUCUCAAAAGAUAACAUAUCUACCACUGAGACACCAGAAAAAACAGCUGCAGCUAUGCAUUAUGAUAUUAGUAAAGAUCCAAAUGCAGAGAAGCUUGUUUCAAGAUAUCACCCUCAGAUAGCUCUAACCAGUCAAUCAUUAUUUACAUUAUUAAAUAAUCAUGGACCAAACUACAAGGAACAGUGGGAAAUUCCUGUGUGUAUUCAAGUAAUACCCGUUGCAGGUUCAAAACCAGUUAAAGUAAUUUAUAUUAAUUCACCACUUCCCCAAAAGAAAAUGACAAUGAGAGAGAGAAAUCAAAUCUUCCAUGAAGUUCCAUUAAAAUUCAUGAUGUCCAAAAACACAUCUGUUCCAGUCUCUGCAGUAUUUAUGGACAAACCAGAAGAUUAUAUGUCUGAAAUGGAAAUGUCUUAUGAAGUUAAUGAAUGCCGAAAAAUUGAGACCCUUGAAAAUUUGGACCUGGAUUUUGAUGGUGAUGUCACAGAACUUGAAACUUUUGGAGUAAACACCACCAAACCAUCAAAGUCACCAAGUCCAGCAAGCACUUCCACAGUACCCAAUACAACAGAUACUCUCACAGUUCCCAGCACAGCAACAGCAUCUGUGGUACCAACCACACCAGACAUUUCUGCUCAUUCUAGAAGUUUAUCUCAGAUUCUGAUGGAACAGCUGCAAAAGGAGAAACAGCUGGUGACUGGUAUGGAUGGUGGCCCUGAGGAAUGCAAAAAUAAAGAUGAUCAGGGAUUUGUACCAUGUGGUGAAAAGGCAUCAAAUACUGACAAGCUUUUGGUGCAGGAUAAUGACUUGAAAAUAUCUGAUUCCUUGCAGUUAGAAGGUUCUACAGAAAUUGAAAUCUCUCAUAAAAAUGAUUUGGCUACUGAUACAGUAUAUAGCCCUGAAAAAUUAAAUGUUCUGGAGAACUCAGACAGUUCAAAGGAAAAGCUUGUUACCUCAGAAGCAGUAAGAAGUGAAGAUGUAAUUCUUUGCAAUAGUGAUACAGAUGAAGACUGUUUAAUCAUUGAUACAGAGUGUCAAAAUAAUAGUAAUGGAAAGACAACUGAUAGGAAUUCUAAUUUAAGUUCUAAACCAGCUAGCCCCUAUUCGUCUUCAGCACAGGCUUCUGUUGGAAACCAGACUAAUCCUACUUGUAGUCCUGAAGAGUCAUGUGUUUUAAAAAAACCUAUCAAACGAGUAUAUAAAAAAUUUGAUCCAGUUGGAGAAAUUUUAAAAAUGCAAGAUGAACUCCUAAAGCCAAUUUCCAGAAAAAUACCUGAAUUGCCCUUAAUGAAUUUGGAAAAUUCGAAACAAUCUCCUGCUUCUGAGCAAUCCUCUGCUCCUUCAGAUGCCUCUAGUUGGCCAAAAUCUGUAUGGCCUUCUGCGUUUCAGAAGCCAAAAGGACGAUUGCCAUAUGAACUACAGGACUAUGUUGAAGAUACAUCAGAAUAUGUAGCUCCCCAGGAAGGAAAUUUUGUUUACAAGUUAUUUAGUCUGCAAGACCUGUUGUUACUUGUGCGAUGCAGUGUCCAGAGGAUAGAGACCAGACCACGUUCAAAAAAACGGAAGAAAAUCAGAAGACAAUUUCCAGUUUAUGUACUACCAAAAGUGGAAUAUCAAGCUUGUUACGGAGUUGAAGCUCUGACUGAAAGUGAACUUUGUCGCUUAUGGACUGAGAGUUUAUUGCAUUCCAACUGCUCAUUUUAUGUUGGUCCCAUAAAAACAUUAAGAAAUACUCCUAAAGAAAAUUCCCAAAGUGGAGCACCUUGGGUGGCUCAACUGUUAAGCUGCUGCCUUCAGCUCAGGUCUUGAUCCUAGGGUUCUGGGAUUGAGCCCUGCAUCAGGCUCCCUGCUCAGUGGGAAGCCUGCUUCUCCCGCUGCCUCUGCCUGUUGCUUCCCCUACUUGUGUGCUUGUACGUUCUCUCUCUCUGUCAAAUAAAUAAAGUCUUUAAAAAUAAAAAAGAAAGAAAGAAAAGAAAAUUCCCAAAGGAAUCUUAUCGCGACUUCUUUAUCUGCCUUCUAAUCCUUUAAUAUAUAUCAGUUCUAUAUAGUUGACAUAAGACCAGCCUUGCUUUUGCACAGUUCUGAGUUUUAGUUACUACAGAGUACUAUGACUAAUUUCAUAAAGUACAGACUUCACAGCUGACUCUUCAGUCCACAUAUCACUACAUAAAUAACAGAUGGACAUCAUGACCAGUCAUGUCCCAUUUUCCAAACUCUGUCAGUGGUUACCUGCUAAUGAGUUCAUAAACAAAAAACAAAGUGUAUAUUUGUGUUCCAUUUCUAUCUCCCACUGAUAAACUCGUGUAAUUUUGUAAAAGUGGAUAAUCAAAGAGUUGGCACACAAUGAUUAAAGCACAGCAAAGAAAAAGUGAUAUUGCAGGAAGUAAAAUUCAAAUUGAACAUAAAUGAAGUUAUAGGAAAAACAGCUGACAGUAGAAACAUUGACACUGUUCAUGUUCAAGAGACUCUAGAUAUGCUGCCACAGGAAUUUAGUGAAGGCAAACUUAGGGACAUAAAUGAGGAAAGUGGUUGUUAUGUAAAGGAUGAAAAAGUGAUACCUGCAUAAGAUUUUGCAUGAAAAGAACUCUUAGAGAUAUUUCCUAACAUUUAAAGCCCAAAGGAGGUGCUCCUGGGUGGCUCAGUCGGUUAAACAUCUGCCUUUGGUUCAGGUCAUGAUCUCGGGGUCCUAGGAUCCAGCCCUGCAUCUGAGCUGAGCUCCUCCCACUCUCUCUGCUGCUCCCCCUGCCUGUGCGUGCGCGCGCUCGUUCGCGCGUGCUCUCUUCUCUCUCUGUGUCAAAUAAAUAAAUAAAUAAAUAAAAUUUUUAAAAAAUAAUAAUAAAACACAAAGGAUACAAUGUUGGAAGCUGAUCCCAACUUAGAAAGGAGUUUGACAGCCCAUGGCUUCCUAUCAUAAGUUGUUCCAGAAGGUGACAACCCAUGUUCAAACUGCUCUUGAUAAGUUUUUUUAUAAAGAAAUAUAGUACUUUAAUUUUCAGUGUUUUUAGUUUUUUAUAGUAUAUUAAAUAAAUAUUAGUUUUGCUUUUUUUCACUUCCCUGUACAUUUACAGUUGUUGGAGAAUUCAUAAUGUUUUGACCAAAAAAAAUUUUUUUAAGAUUUUAUUUAUUUAUUUGAUAGAGAGACUGAGAGAGGGAACACAAGCCCUAAGCAGGGGGCUAGAGAGAAAGAAAGAGGUAGAGAGAGGCAGGCUUCCCACCGAGCAGGGAGCCUGAUGUAGGGCUCCAUCCCAGGACACUGAGAUAAUGACCUGAACUGAAGGCAGACGCUUAACAACUGAGCCACCCAGGCACUCCUUGACAAAAAAAUUUUUUCAGAUUUAUUUAUUUAUUUAUUUAUUUUAGAGAAAGAGCAUGGGGUGUGCAGGGUGGCAGAGGAGAGAGAGUCUUAAGCAGACUCCUGAGUGCAGAGGCCAACAGGGACUCUAUCUCACAAUCCCGAGAUUGAGAUCAGGACCUAAGCCGAAACCAAUAGUUGGAGGCUUAACUAAUUGCACCUUUCAGCUGCCCCAACCAAAAAAAUGUUUUUAAGACUUAUUUAUUUAUUUAUUUAUUUGAGAGAGAAAGUAUGCACGCAUGUGCACAAGUCAGAGGAGUAGCAGAGGGAAAGGGAGAGAGAGAAUCUCAAUGAGACUCCCCACAGAGUGCAUAGCCUGAUGUGGGACUUGAUCUCAUGACCUGAGCUGAAAUCAAGAGUCAGACACUUAACUCACUGAGCCACCCAGGUGUCCCUUGACAAAAAAUUUUAAAGGUUAUGGAACAAUUGUAAUUUUUCACAUUGAUCAUUAAAAUCACUUGCAUGGUUUCAGCUUGUAUGAUUAUUUUUAUCAUCCCAUACUGCAUGCAAAGCAAGAACUACCUGUUUAUAUGUAUAUAUGUAUGUAUUAUGAUUGGAUACAUGUAUAUAAAGCCUUUAAUUGUAUUAUAUAAAGACCUUAUUUGUACUCUGUAAAGCAGUUUUUCAACCUGACACACAAAAAAUACUUGGAUAGCACACUGAUAUACAAAAGAGAUUGCUCACGGCUGAAGGGCAGUGGCUGGGAAACUUUCCAUCCCAAGCCUUUCUCAGCUGCCCGAGGGCUGGGGAGAUAAAUAUCUCAACACACAUAUGAGUCAUCUAAGGCCUCCAGGUGAAAAUGCUCCAAUAUUGAGAGAAUUGUUUACUUCUUGAGGAAGUAGGCCUCAUAGAACUUAGCAUGGCACUCUCUAUGUAGUUAUUUUUGGCUGACCAUAUUUGACAUAUACCAUAAUACAUAUUUUUUUAUUGAGAUUUCUUUAAAAAGCUAAGACUUGUUAAUCUCCUCAAAGGCAUAUUUAGUAAAUGUCUAAAUAUGUUUUAUUGUAUUUAAUAUUCCCUUUCUACAGUUAUUAAAGCAUUAAAAUAUGUCUUUGUUAUUAGAAAUGUCACUGUAUAAUGAGUGUUAGAAUUGUAGAGGUGAAAUUAAAACUUGGCAUAGGAAAUAACAAGUAGGCAUAGGAAAAAUAGAUUUGUUGUUUUAAAGAAAAGCAUCUUGUAAAAAUGUUUCUAAUUCUUUUUAUGGGAUAAAAGCCAAUAAAAGGGGGCUUCAUAUGAAAAUGAGAUAUUAUAUGCAUUUUUUGUUGUCCCAGUGAUUAGCAUCAGCUUCACAGGUAAUGUGUUUUGAUAACUAAAUAUUGCAAGUUCAAAAAUAAAAACAAAAAAUGGUAUUAUCUCAGCGUUAGUAAGUGUUAUACUCUUGUCAUACUAAUUGUUAUUUUUAAGUAUGGUUUUUGUAUUAACUUGAUUAUAUAACAUUUAAUGUAGGGCUGUCUUUCAUAUAAUUCUUUCUCAGUAUAUUUCAAGGCCUAAGAGUCCUGUCUUAACCUGUGUUGUAGUAUAUACACAUUAGUUUUUAAAAUGGAUGUGUCUACCUUUGCCACUUUGUUUCUUGGAAUUCUAGAAUUAUGUCAUAUUUGUAAGGAAGUAUGACUUUAAGCACUUUUUAAAAAAAAGAUUUUAUUUAUUUAUUUGACAGAGAUCACAAGUAGGCAGAGAGGCAGGCAGAGAGAGGAAGGGAAGCAGACUCACUGCUGAGCAGAGAGCCAGAUGUGGGGCUCGAUCCCAGAACCCUGGGAUCAUGACCUGAGCUGAAGAUAUAGGCUUUAACCCACUGAGCCACCCAGGUGCCCCAAGCACUUUUUUUUUUAAACCAUGUGGAAUCUUGUGUGCUUUAAUUAAAAGCUGGACUUUCUUUUUGAGCUUUAUUGUGGUAUAAUUAACAGAUCAAAUUGUAAGAUAUUUAAAGUGUACAUCUUGAGGAUUUGAUAGACAUAUAUUGCAAAAUGAUUCCUCCCAUCCAGGUAAUUAAUACCUCAUCGCCACACAUUUAUGUUUUUCCUUUUUUUUUAAUGAGAACAUUUACAUUCUCUCUUGGCAAAUUUCAGUCAUACAAUAUAGUGUUAUCUUCUGUAGUCACCAUAUUAUACAUUAGAAUCUCAGACUCUUAUAUGGCUGAAAGCUUGUACCCUUUUACCACCUCUCUCUAUUCCUUCCUCCCCUAGCCUUUGGGAACCACUUUUCUACUCUAUUUCUAUGAGUUUGACUUUUAUUUUUAGAUUCCACAUGUCAGUGAUACCAUGUAGUAUUUUUUUUCUCUUAUUUCAUUUAGCAUAAUGCCCUUAAGUCUUUCUUGUUAUAAAAAGCAGAAUUUCCUUCUUUCUUUUGGCUGAGUAAUAUUCUAUUGUAUAUAUACACCACAUCUUCUUUAUCCAUUCCUCUGUUGUUAGACACUUAGGUUGUUUCCAUAUCUUGGUUAUUGUAAAUAAUUAAGCUUGAUUUUUAUAAUCUAAUUUUUAUCUUAACCAGGUGUGGGAAUGCCUGGGUAGCUCAGUUGGCUAAGCAGCUGACUCUUGAUUAAGCUCAAGUCAUGAUCUUGGGGUCUUCGGAUUGAGGCCUGUGUCAGGCUCCUCUCUCAGCAGGGAGUCUGCUUCAGGUUUCUUUCCCUCCCCCUGCUCAUGCGCGAGUGCUCUCCCUCCCCCUCUCCCUCUCUCUCUCUCU